AUGGGCCCAUUGAAGUAUCUCUUUAAGAAACCCACUUUGAGUGAAAGAUUGUCAAGAUGGUUGAUCUUAUUGGCAGAAUUCGAUUUGAAGUAUGUGGCUAGGAAAACUAUCAAAGGAAGCGUUGUCUCAGAUUUCUGUGCCGAGAAUCCUAUAGAGGGAGAAGAUGGUAAAGAAGACUUUCUAGAUGAGGAAAUUUUGGACAUUGAGUUAAGGGUGUGGAGAAUGUACUUUGACGAAGCUAUAAACCAAUAUAGGAAUGGGAUAGGAAUACUCUUGAUCACUCCCGAGGGAUCUCACAUACCUCUAGCAAUCAAGUUGAACUUUGAAGCAACUAAUAACAUGGUUGAAUAUGAAGCUUGUAUUGCCAGAAUGGAAGCUUUUCAAGAAUUGGGGGUAAUGGAGGCCGAACUCUUUGGAGAUUCAACUUUGGUUAUAGCCCAAGCACAAAAGUUGUGGAAGGUGAAGGAAGAACAUUUGAAGCCUUACCAACAAUACUUGGAGGACAUAACCAAGACCUUUGACAGAAUUGAAUACACAAUCAUUCCUAAAGCUCCAAAUCAAUUUAUGGAUGCCUUAGCUACCUUAGCCUCCAUGGUUGAAAUACCUGAGGGAGUAUGGACAUGA
Messenger RNA from Quercus robur (English oak), 624 nucleotides. RefSeq lists its product as uncharacterized. Gene Ontology annotation, molecular function: nucleic acid binding; RNA-DNA hybrid ribonuclease activity. Bases 1 to 624 code for a protein of 207 amino acids. The record is from RefSeq and is a predicted model, not a curated record. NCBI's taxonomy places the organism in Eukaryota, Viridiplantae, Streptophyta, Magnoliopsida, Fagales, Fagaceae. The transcript has a single exon.